AUGGCCAUCCGCCAGAGUUUCCAAGCGUUGCGUUCGGUUGCAACCCGUCGUGUGUUGCUUCGUAACUUUAGUGUCGCUUCACAUGCUGCUGACAAGUUUGUAGUGGAGCUUCCAGAGGAGCACGAAGGUCUUCAUAUUGAGUUUAACUGGUCACUAGCACAAGAUGACGUGACACCACAUGGUGACGCGUUCCGGAAUCUCAGCUGGUCUAAACUUGAGCAACUUGCCAAACACGAGAAACCAGCUGGUAAAAUGGUGGAGAUUCAAGAGGUGGACGUGAACGUCGUGUUUAAUGACUUUGAGGGACUAUACGAUACGGUAACGAAGCAUCUGUCGACCGAGCCUAAUCUCUACACACAGGACGGCGCCGUAGGAUCAUUCAAGGACGACCGUACACGUGUUCGUGUGAUUACGGACUCGCCAUUGGUAGCUCUGUUUGCACAGACGUUGCUGGUGCGUGUGCCUAUAAAGGACCCGCACGCUGCUCGUCCCAUUGUGGUGUACGUGGCAACUGCAGGUGAGUUCAAGGACAAGGAGCCACAGGCGCAGCUGCUGGUGGACAAUGACGAUGAUGGUGCGAUGUUCGUUAAGGUUGUGAUUACUGGAGCAGCUGACCUGUCGACGGUUAAGGACGCUGUAGGUCUGGCUAAGAAGAAGCUGCUGGGAAUGGUCGAGUCCGAGUCGCUGGUGGUCCAGGCUGAUGUUCUGAUCAAGGACAAUAAGACUGCGCUGGUGUUUAACACAACUGGUGCUGGACGUGCGGCGGCUAUCAACAAGGGGCUACUUUACAGUGCUCAUUUGAAUAUCUGGAACCUACAUGGUGUGACGUCACUAUAUGGUGGUGCAAUUGUCGACGGCACCACUAAGAUGUCGAAGAAGAAGAUGGUAGCCGUGGAGGACGGUGCGUCCGUAAAUGUGCCGUGCAACAACCUGGUGGAGCAUCCAAAGGCUGCCAUUUUUGUGGACAAAGCUAGCAAGGGCGUGAAGUCAAUCUCAUCUGCAGAAGCCGCCGCGUUGUUGAAGAAGGUGGAUGCUGACGCUGAUGUGGAGAAGUUUGAGGCGCUUCUCAAGAAGGCUGACACUAAGAGUUUCGUCGUGUCCAGCGACAACGACGUUGAGGCUGCUUUGGCGAAGUUGUGA
Molecule: messenger RNA, 1140 nt
Organism: Peronospora farinosa
Lineage: Eukaryota; Oomycota; Peronosporomycetes; Peronosporales; Peronosporaceae
Source: the annotation of a GenBank genome assembly